Messenger RNA from Anopheles stephensi (Asian malaria mosquito), 1927 nucleotides. RefSeq names its product phospholipase A2 group XV-like. The record is from RefSeq and is a predicted model, not a curated record. Lineage: Eukaryota; Metazoa; Arthropoda; Insecta; Diptera; Culicidae. Gene Ontology annotation, biological process: lipid metabolic process. Bases 280 to 1581 code for a protein of 433 amino acids. The transcript has 5 exons.
UGACGCACUCGUUUAUUUACAGCGGUAAUGUUUAUUCCGCGCUCUCCUCAUCACACCAAGCGGCUUGGUGUAAAUAAAUGUAAAUGUAAAUAAAGCGCAAAAACCAGCGUUCUGCAAUUCUGCCUUUGCGAAAGUGCGUGACAAAACAAAACAUUACGUUCGCCUGUGAUAUAGAGUCAUUCUCUUUGUCCAUCAAACUUUGUCAGCAGUCCUUCCUUCAUCUGCAGCACGGUGAAGUGUAAAGGUUCGAUCCGGAGAUUAAUUUCUACCUAGAGUAAGAUGCAUACACGCUUCCUGUUGGUAUUUUGCGUUGUGCUGUUCGGCUGCUGCUCUCUAUCGACGGGCGUGUUCUUCAACCACGGUGGCACGUAUUUGGGGUCGCUGAAACACAUCUUCAGAAAGUAUGCCCAUCUUCUAGAAUCGGAACGCUACCUAUCGCCCGUUAUUUUUGUACCCGGCGAUGGAGGAAGCCAGAUGGAUGCAAUGAUCGAUAAGCCCAGCAAGGUGUCGAUCCUCUGCCAAAAGCACACCACCACCUUCUUCAACAUCUGGCUUAAUAAGGAACUUUUGCUACCGCUGGUGAUUGACUGCUGGAUCGAUAACAUUCGGCUGGAGUAUGAUAACGUAACGCGCACCUCGCGUAACGCUCCCGGCGUGGUAACGCGAGUGCCCGGCUUCGGUCAGUCGGAAACGGUCGAAUGGAUCGAUCCUUCCCAUGCGUCGGUCGGUGCAUACUUUGUCAACAUUGCCAACGCACUGGUCGCGAAUGGGUACGUGCGGGACAAAUCAAUCGUAGGUGCACCGUAUGAUUUCCGGAAGGGACCCACUGAACAUAAGGAAUACUUUCUCGCGCUGAAGUUCUUAGUCGAGCAGACGUACACGCUGAACCACGAUACACCGGUCACGUUCAUUGUGCACAGCAUGGGUGCGCCGAUGACGCUACACUUCCUGCAGCUUCAAUCGGCCCAGUGGAAAGCGAAGUACAUAAAGCGUGUCAUCUCGCUGGCCGGUGCCUGGGCGGGCAGUGUCAAAGCCCUCAAGGUGUACGCGAUCGGAGACGAUCUGGGUGCGUUCGCGCUGAGCGGCAAGGUGAUGCGUGCCGAGCAGAUCACUAACCCUUCGCUGGCCUGGCUGCUACCGUCACCACUGUUCUGGAAGCCGAACGAGGUGCUCGCCCGGACACAGUCGCGCGUCUACACGAUGGAACAGAUGAGCGAAUUUUUCACCGAUCUUGACUUCCCGGACGGGUGGGAAAUGCGCAAAGAUUCGCUUCCGUACACGCUUAACUUUACCGCACCCGGGGUGGAGCUGCACUGUUUGUACGGCAGCAACAUUAACACGGUUGAAUCCUUGGAUUACCAAAAAUCGUACGAUCUCAGCGGCACUCCGGUACUGAAGAUGGGCAAAGGAGACGGUACGGUGAAUGCCCGUUCGCUCGAGGCUUGUAAGCAGUGGACGACACAGCAGAAGCAACCGAUCAUUACCAAAGAGUUCCCAGGCGCGGACCAUAUGAACAUUCUGGCCGAUGUGAAUGUUAUCGAUAACAUCGUACGAUUGCUGCUGUCCGAUCUUACCGACUAAACACAGACCAAAGACGAUUGCAUUGCAUGUGGUGCCAUAGCUGUUACCGUGAGCUGUGAUUUACAGCCCAUCUCUCUCUCUACUCUUACAUGGCAAAUCAAUUUUUCUUUCCCUUCCUGUACCGGGUGAAAAAUAUACGUCUUAGAAGACUUCCAUCCCCGAACUCAAAGACUAAAUAGAGAUCUAAUGUGAUUUAUGAUUUUUAAGUUUCGUGCGUGUUGCUAGUUCGAUAGAACCCAAUACCGCUCUUGAAUCUCAUCCACUGUUCAGCGUGGUGGGGCACAUUGUUGACCCCUUACUGCACCGUUCUGUUAAAUAAAAUCAAUAAAGCAAACCUGAAGAAGUU